GGGGUUCCCUUUGCUUUCCCUGGAGGAAGUUAGCAGCAGCGCUGCUCAGCAGACUCACUCUGCACUUUCUGUGUGAGGCAUUCCGGGCGUGUUUAGCGCUCCGUUCUCUCUACCUGUCGGACAGGUGUAGUGGGCUGACUAAUCCGAGCCGCAGCGACGCAGAGGGCGCAAAGCCUGGGCGGAAGUCGUUCAUGGUCACCUAUGGAUGAGUGUCUGCGCAAAGCUUGCCCGUGUCUGGAACCGCUGUGGCAGAGGAUUUUCGAAGAGAAGGCUCCUCAGCCUGGAGGAGGAGGUGGUGAUGAUGGUGAUGGAGGACCAGGAAGCGCCAGGACCGACAGCAGCGGUGACACUUCGAGGGAGCAGCGGGAGAUCCCGAAGCCGCCCCCGAAGCCCCCCAAGAUGACGGUGCCCGAGGGCGCCUGCAUCUACAUGGCACUGUGGUCGUUCGAGGCCCGGCACCAGGAAGAGCUCUCCUUCCAGGACGGGGAUCUGUUCAGCGUGGCCAGCCGCAGCGGAGACUGGUGGACGGCGGAGAAGAUCGAUCAGAACGGGCGGGUCGUGGCCCAAGGGAUCGUCCCCAGUAACUACCUGGCGAGGGCCGAGUCCGUCCGGGUGCAGCCAUGGUUUUAUGGGAGGCUGAGCCGCUUUGAGACCCAAAGUCACCUGAUGGCACCGGGAAACAACGAGGGAGCCUUCCUCAUCCGAGAAAGUGUGAAGGACAACAUCGGAUACGUCCUCUCGGUGAGGUCGGGCAGUGGGGUGAAGCACUUUAAGAUCCACCAGGCGGGCGACAGUAAGUUUUACAUCGAGUCCGUCCAUCAGUUCGACUCCCUGAUCGGCCUCGUGGAUUAUUAUUGCGCCCACAGCCUCAACAACGCCGGCCAGCUGGGCAGGCCCUGCAAGAAGAAAAGGCCGGAGACCCAGGAUCUGAAUCACUAUACGGUGGACGAGUGGGAGCUCCCGAAGGAGGAGUUCACCCUGGAGGAGCAGCUGGGCAGCGGCUUCUUUGCCGAUGUGUACCGCGGGCGCUGGAAAAACCACAUCAGUGUCGCCAUCAAGAUCCUCAAAAGCGACUCGGAGCUGAACCACAGAGAGUUUUACAGAGAAGUUCAGAUCCUGAAGAGUCUGCGCCACCGUCACCUCAUCGCUCUGUUCGCCGUGUGCACGGCGUCCACCCCGUACUACAUCAUCACUGAGCUCAUGGAGAAAGGCAGCCUGCUCAAGUUUCUCAGAAGUCCAGAGGGGCAAAUACAAGACGUUGCAUCCCUCAUUGACAUGGCUGCCCAGGUGGCUGAUGGGAUGUCAUAUUUGGAGGAGAAGAACAGCAUCCACAGAGAUCUGGCAGCUCGAAACGUCCUGGUGGGACAAGACUACAUCUGCAAGGUGGCCGACUUUGGCCUGGCCAGAGUCAUUAAGGAGCCGUUUUACAUUUCAGAAGAGAAAAAGAUUCCCUACAAGUGGAGCGCUCCCGAGGCCAUCAGCCACGGGAAGUUCUCCAACAAGUCAGACGUCUGGUCUUUUGGCAUUUUGCUUUAUGAGAUCAUCACCUAUGGAGGAGUUCCUUACCCAGCUUACAGUAACCAGGAAGUGUAUCAGCAGGUGACGAUAGGAUACAGGAUGCCCAAACCGCCCAACUGUCCAGACUUCCUCUAUGAAACCAUGUGUCGGUGUUGGAGCGCCGAGCCGGCCCACAGGCCCAACUUCAAAUCCCUGAAGGCCCAGCUGGAGAGCAGCUCCUACGAGUUGGAGUCAGCACAUCCCUGAACUGCUGCGGUACAGACUGAGCCCGCAGAGGGCAGCAGAGAGGCAGAUACCGAGCAGGGACUGCAGAGCUGUUCACUGAGGACUCCUUUAAAAGAGCAAAGCUCUGAGACUGUGUGCAGAUCUGCCGAGUCUCCGUUCACAGCUCCUCCUCCAGACCCUAACCCCUAACCUUUGAGGACUUUUACAGAGGACUUUUUUAUAAACAGCUGUAUCACUAAUUUUUGAGCAUGUUUAUUUGGUCGUGUGCUGAGAAUCUUUGGGUUUCACUGUUUAAUGAGUCAUUUUUCACUAUUUUCUUACAUGGUUUUGGACAGAGUUAAUAAAUUGUGUGCUU
Messenger RNA from Archocentrus centrarchus (flier cichlid), 2098 nucleotides. RefSeq names its product protein-tyrosine kinase 6-like. Bases 202 to 1764 code for a protein of 520 amino acids. Gene Ontology annotation, molecular function: ATP binding; protein tyrosine kinase activity; protein binding. Gene Ontology annotation, biological process: protein phosphorylation. The record is from RefSeq and is a predicted model, not a curated record. The transcript has 8 exons. NCBI's taxonomy places the organism in Eukaryota, Metazoa, Chordata, Actinopteri, Cichliformes, Cichlidae.